CUAUCCAUCCUUAUCGUUGUCUUCAGAUGGCAAGUCUCUCCAUCUCCGCCGUGUCUCUGUCGCCGUUUCGACCACAGGCACAGAUUCGUCUUACAAAACUCAGUCCCCGAACGAAUCUCCACUCAUUUAAUCUCAAACCAAUAAGGAUUAACACGAAAAUUAGAAGUUUGGGUGGGAAUCGGAGAGAGCCGAAGGAUUCGAGAUUCAGUGAUGAAAAUGGCGUAGUUGAUGACAUGGAAGGUUUCUUAGACAAUCUCUCUCUCGAAUACGACUCCGUUUGGGACACUAAACCAUCUUGGUGUCAGCCAUGGACGAUAAUGUUAACGGGUUUAUCAAUAGUGGCAUGUAGCUGGGUAAUACUACAUUCGGUCAUAGUUUCAUCGCUUGCGGUUGCUGUAAUUGGCGCUUGGUGGUACAUUUUCCUUUAUAGCUACCCAAAGUCGUAUUCAGAAAUGAUUGCUGAGAGAAGGAAAAGAGUAGCUGAUGGUUUUGAAGAUAUUUACGGCAAAAACAAGACUUCAUAGGACCUUCUCAAUCCUCGAAAUAACAUUUGUUGCUUGCAUAAAUCUUCUUUCCCUUCUAUUUGUGUAUAAUAACAAUCAUCUAUGGGUUUAUGAUCUCAAUUUCAUUCACAGAUGUUUGGAUACAAAGCUCUUGAUUUCAAACACCUAUGUAGAAAGUGAGCAAUAAAAUCGAAUUGAACCG
This is a messenger RNA of Arabidopsis arenosa, 705 nucleotides long. The record is from the annotation of a GenBank genome assembly. NCBI's taxonomy places the organism in Eukaryota, Viridiplantae, Streptophyta, Magnoliopsida, Brassicales, Brassicaceae.